CUAUCACUGUUUCUCAUUUCAGUGCUGGCUUUGGUAUGACGUCCUGGAGGGCUGAGCAGACUGAUGACGUCAAGAUACCGCGAGAGCUAUUCGGCGACUAUGCUUCAACCCGGUCUCGCGAUACUAUCUGCGCAACGCCGGAAGAUGUCGAACGCAGCUAUAACCAAGUUGCAGUACUGCGUGUAUUCUGUACCGUAUCGUUUCUCCAAUCAUAUGGUCCGAAUAAACAGAAUUAUCACAAAUGUAUCGGAUUUCUAUGAGACAUGCGCAUUUGUGUCACACGUCUAUCGAAUGAUCACGUGCCUCACACACCGUUACCUGGCCAACAGCGACAACAACAUGUCAGUGAGAGAGAGAUCGAGAGAGACAUCACAGAGAGAUAAUCUACAGCUCAGUGAAAUGAAGAUGCCAUUUUCACAGUGGGAACUUCUAGACCAAGACCAACUGAAUAUGAUGCUCGGCCUACCUGUGGACCAAGUACAGUUACAGUUUAAGGAUAUACUUGACUUCAAAAACCAGCAGACCUGUGUGAAAGACGCCGCUCUGUUGGAUUACUUUGUCAGUGGAUUCUGUUGGGCCAGAGAGAUGAACUUCACCUGUCAGCAAAUCUCAUUUAUCAUGGCACUGUUACAGCACUUACUAUACAACAUCAAAAACAACCAGACAUCAUUUGCUGAUCAUUUCAAGGUAUUUUCUGAGAUCAUGAACGUCAGCAGUCCAUCGGCAGAGACUGACACCAGUGCUUUAUUUGAUGCAGAUCAGAUCAGAUCCAUCACACAUUACUUCAGGAUCAGUGUUUUUCAGCAUUACAGACUUUAUGAAUGGCUGUUCUCUCAACAAAGGCAGAAACAACUCUUCACCACAGAGAAAUGCAUUGAGUUGGUCAAUCCGGUGGACUUUGUCUCUCCGCUGGAGGAGGGAAUGUCUGCUGAUGUCUUCUUGCAGCAUGUGGCCCCACCCUGCGUUCAAACACCUGAACAGUGUAUACAGGACUCUCAUGAGCAGAAUGGAGAAGAAGUGGAGCGAGAGGAAAGUGAGGAGGAUCAAACAGGCUUCAGUGUGGACGACGUCAGAGAGAUGCUGGAGGAAACCACUCGAGAGAUGUUAGCACAACUUCAGGCCGACUUCACCGAGAAACUGAAAGCUCAUGAGGAGACGUACACCUCGAGGUUAGAGCGACUUCAGAAAAUCUGAUUGAAAUAGAUCUGCUGAGAGAGUUUCCCAGCUGUAUGAACUCAUUCACAUUCCUCUGCAUUUACACACUCAAAUGUUUUAUUUUCCCCUUUUGCUUUUAUUCAAGUACAAUUGCUUGAACGGUACAUAAUGGAUGUAAUAAAGGACAUGAUGAAAUGAUAAAUAUGUAAUGCAGGACAGUCGUGGAAGUCAAGAGGAAAGUGAACAUAUAAUGAAGCUGUUUGUGUAAUGUUUUCUGCACCUUUUCCACAAGUCAUUCGAUGUUUUUAAAGUAACCCAGUGCUAUGGCAACGCUAAAUAACUCCGGCCGAAUAGCUGAGUUUGCCAUAAAAAGUGAUGUAUUAUUACGGCUGAAUAGUGAGUUUUCCAGAGAGCCCACAUAGAACUAUAAAUACACCCUGCAAUGUAUACAAAAGAACGCUGAUCGCUGUUUUUUAAGCUCUCCUCUUUUCCAUUUCAAAGCACCAUUAUGUUACCAUUAUUAUGUCAAAUCACAAAGCAUAAUGUUGAGUGCGUAUGGAUUUCCAUCAAAGAUUAUUAGCGUUAUACAAUAUGAGUGAAUAAGACGACUGGGGAAAUUCUGAAUCUCAUAACACAGCACUUUGGAUAUUUCAACUCAAACAAGUUAUAAAUACUGCUGGUUCAUCAGCACAAUAUCAUGUUGCAGUAAUAUUCCUCCUCCGUGUCUCAGUUUUUACGCCCUGUUUUUUUAGCUCUUCAUCGCUUUGAUGCCUUUUAUGUUAACAUGCUGUGGUGAAGAUAGCAGCUUACCCUGCGUGUCUCCAGAACAUGUUCAAACACUUUAUGAGUGUUCUUUAUGUUCCCCUACCCAUUGAUAGAAUCAUUCAUUCCUGUGUGCACACACAACAACACUCCCUCUACUGGACACUGAGUGAAUUACACACACUAUGUCUAUUUCUUAAAGUACUUUAAAUAAUAAACCAUCUCAGAUGACUUACAUCUUUUAAAUGACUUAAAUUGAUAGUUCAACCAAAAAAAUGUAUUCUGUCGUAAUUUCCUCUCCCUCUUGUCGUGUCAAACCUUUAUGACUUUCUUUCUUCCGCAGACCACAAAAGAAGAUAUUUUGAAGAAGUCCAACACUGGACCCCAUUCACUUCUAUUGGAUGGACACCAAAGCAAUGCAAGUCAAUGGGGGCCAGUUAACAACAUUCUUCUAAAUAUCUCCUGCUUUGAAAUGACAGAAAAUUACUAUCACUUUGUGUCUUUUAAAGAUGAAUUCUGUGCCACUAGCACAUAUUUUUAAACCAACAUGCUUUACUUACAUCUGUCUCUGUAUGUUCAGCUGAAAACAUUUUAAGAUAAAAAAUGACACACUUUACAUCUCAUGGAUGAUGUCACUCAUUUAAAAAAAAGAACAAAUGUGCUUUUGUCCGUGUUGCUAGGUUUAUAACUCUUUGAAAUGUGUACGUUGCGGUUAUUCUGUUUUUAGCGAAU
Triplophysa dalaica is the source of this 2649-nucleotide messenger RNA. It is a transcript of the gene cabcoco1, whose product is annotated as ciliary associated calcium binding coiled-coil 1. The record is from RefSeq and is a predicted model, not a curated record. The coding region runs from base 64 to 1194 and encodes 376 amino acids. The transcript has 9 exons. Lineage: Eukaryota; Metazoa; Chordata; Actinopteri; Cypriniformes; Nemacheilidae.